Messenger RNA from Rubroshorea leprosula, 1322 nucleotides. The record is from the annotation of a GenBank genome assembly. NCBI's taxonomy places the organism in Eukaryota, Viridiplantae, Streptophyta, Magnoliopsida, Malvales, Dipterocarpaceae.
GAAAUUAAGAAACUGUUAAUGGUUGUAGCUGUAUGAUCUGGAUGGUUUUAGAUGGGGAUUUGGCUAAAGUGGAUAAGAAAGCGUGGAGGAGAAAGCUUUUUGGCAUGGAGUUGGGGGAAGGCGCGCAGCAGACUAGGAGCUACUCUACAAAUUGCAACUUGGAUGGAGGAAUUUCAGACUUAAGGGUGUGGGGUUUUGACAUGGAAGGGACAAUGAUGAUUAUCGAUGAAUACAAUAAAGAUGCAGUCCUACACAUGGGAAAACAUUACAGCGUCAUGUCUCAACAACAGACCACUAGAGAGCUAGAGCCUGUAGAAGAUGAGCCAAGAAUGUCGAGUCAGAGUCCAAAUUCCAAAAGCCUCUUCCUGGAGGGUCUAGUAGCAGGGCAGUGGUGGAUGCGGAUUCAGAGAGGCGACAUGGAGGACCCUCGAAACCGAACUCCUCGUGGUCUAGGAGGAGCUGAAGAGGGAGGAAAGAAGGAAUGCAGAGAGUUAGGACUUAGGACUCGGUGAGGGAUCAAUUGUAUCGGACGAGGCUUUCUGAGUUGCUGGACUGCACCGGAGCGUCUGAUCAGGAGGGCCCGCUUCCAUUUGAUGGUUAGUUUUGUCCUUCAGCAUUUGUGCUGCUCCCACUCAUCAAACACACUUAUGCAGAGAAGGUUCACCGAGAAGUGAAGAAGAUGAACGAACUCCCUGCUAUUACUUCUUAUGCCACCCACGGCUUGCGGGUUCUCAGUAAAAUUCCUCAACUCUUGCCCAACAAUGUAAAAAUUCCGGCCCCAAUUGGCCAAUUCCUCUUAUUUGGGCAAUAUCCACUUGAAAAGAUUGAUGCUUUUUUUUUUAAGUUUUCCCCUGUAUUUUAAGGAAUACCCAUUUGCAUUGGAGAAAAGUCUGAUGCUUGUUGGCCUUACAUUUUUUCCUUUGUACCAGAGAACUGCUUCACAAGAGGAGGAAUUGGAGUUGCUUUUUGCUAGGUUGUCUCUAGGAAUUGGAUAGGCUUUGGCUGUGCAGAUGGUAACCUGACAUUAGGGAUAAUGUUAUCAUAUCCCCCUUAUUUCUGUAAUCAUAGAACCUAGGGAAAGGCAGUUCCAAGAUUUUUGGUCAAUGUUUGGUUCGUGGUAGUGGCUAUUUGAAUAGCAUAACACGUUAGCAAACAAACGAGGAAUACUUAUUUUUUAUACUUAUUCAUCAUUAUCCUUUAGUUUGGUAGAAAAUUAUCAAAUGCUAUUCCUAGCUUACCAAGGAAUUUUCCAAAUUUUUACCUUAUUUUUACAGUUUUACUUCAGGAAUAUCCACUGCCACCAAUGAAACAUAACCAUUGGU